GGAGGGGGGAGAUGAGGUUCCCUGAAAGGGACAGAGUGGGUACUGUGCACAGGCAGGUACCCGCAAGGAUGCUAGCAGCUGAGGGCUGCUGGCACACUGGCAGCCUUCAGGGCUGUGCCUUGUCAGCUGGCUCCCAGCUCACCUUGCUGGGACUCACUUCCCUGAGCCUGAGUGGAUGUCAGGUAAUCUAAUAGCUACGUGCUUGCUCCCUUUGGGUGCCCGGAACUGACCUUCAGAAAGGAAGGGCUUCUCACCAGGACAUUCACUCCUAGCUGUAACGUGACUGGUGCUGUUGUGCAAGCUCAGGCUGCUUUCUGUGAGGGUAAAGGGAGACUGGGGCAAGAAAGAGUUCGGGUGUUUUGCCUGGGAAGGACUCAGUGUUUACUGAAGCCUCACUUCUGCAAUAUCACUUUGUGAAGAAACAGCUUUCGAUUUUUAGGUUACUAAUGUGGACAAAUGCAUGACAACAUCAUUAUUAGUUUGUGCAUGUAUAGGACUAUUUUUGUAAAAAAAAAAAAAAAAAAAGUUAUAACAGAGGUUAAAAGUGAAGCGUACUUUAAACAUUAUGACAAACAGUGAACUUUGGUAGUGUUUUGGUAAGAUCUGAGGUUUUAAAAGGGUUCUAACUUUUAGAGUACAUCCUGUAGAGUUACUAAAACUGACCGAGCUUGUGGUUGGUUAUCAGUCUCCUGACCUUUCAGCUUUGAGAAAGAGCACAUUGUGAUGGCAGCUCAAGCCAUCUGUAUGAAAGUUUGAAGCCUUACCCUUUAGAAACCUUGUAUAGUAUUUUGCUUUUGUGUUUUUUUUGCUUCCUUUUUGUAGCAUAACUUCCCAUGUGCUGUCUUUGAAAUCCUGUGGAGAUAAGAUCAGCAUUUCUUAUCCCCUUUUUUAUUUUUAUAGUAUGCAAUGGAGCCUUGGAGCACCUCUGUAUUUGUUGGUAAUUCGGUGUUUCUGGUAACAGCAGUUCAAAUAACAGGGACAUAACCUCCUGAUUUGUGUUUUAAAAAAAAAAAAACACAUAUAUUUGCCAUCUGGAUUUUGAGAAGUGGAAGCUAUGCUGUCAGUGCUUGUAAGCCUUCCUGUGCAUCUCCCAAGGGCUGCUUCAAGCAGUGAUACCAGUGAAUGCUUCUUGCCACAAUGCAUGUCAAGGUGCAGCUGCUGUUCACAGUCUUAAAUGUACCUAUGAAAAAAGCUAGGAAGGAGGGCUGUGUUGACAUUCUUGUGGAAAGACAGGUGAUAGGAGUACUACAUCCAAAGAGUUAGCUUUGGAGAAAUGUCUGCCUCUACAGUUUUUCACCAGUAGAGCCGUGCUGUGUUUGUAGAGAAGCUUAUGCUUGUUUAAGUAAAUGACAAUAAACUAAAUGUGAUGCAGCUAUAUAUCCAUGCUGUUGGGAUGCAGAGAUUAGUCUAAGUGUCUGCCAACAUAGUUCUGUUGGCAUGGUGCCUGGUAGCCUCAUAACACAAGCACAGUUGUCUGGAGCUGACAGAUGACAGUGUCAUGACAAACAGUAGUACCUCCUCAGUUUGGGGAAGAAAUCUCCAACUGCAACUGUUUUGAUACAGAAUUGUGUAAGCAGAGGGAGGACAGAUAAAAGGGUAAGGUAUGACAAAAGCCAAUGCCAGGAGAGCAGAAGGAAAAAUAGGCGAAGAAGAAAUGAACACACUGAAGGGAAGUUCUGAAGUUGUCAGCUGUUUGAUAUAAUCUACUUGAAUUUGCAAAGAAACUCAGGAACUCUGUCAAAAGUCUUGGAGUAAACCAGGCCAUUGUUGGUAAAGGUACUUGCAGUACUUGUAUACAAACUAGGAAACAGACAGCAAUGCAACUGCCACUUGUAGAUAAAGGUGAGAUUUCUGUAGGCCUCUGUGCUGUGGUGAAUGCUUUCAGUGUAGUCAUUAGCAUGGUCUUUCAGUGUGGUCUUGGGAAGAAGAAUAGCGAAAGGAUGAAGGCUGUUGAUGCUAGGUGGUAGUUUAAAAUUGUAAAGACAAAGACCUGCAAGGAAAUUCAAGAGCAGGGAUGCUGCUGGUGAAAUUUCACUUGCCACUCUUGCAUAGUAUAGGAAAAUCAUUGAAUCACCAGGGUUGGAAAAGACCUCCAAGAUCAUUCAACCCAACUGUCCAUUUAUCACCAUUAUUUCCCACUAAACCAUAUCCCUUAGUAUAACAUCCAAAUGCUUCUUGAACACCUCCAGGGAUGGCAGUGCAUUCCAGCACCUCACCACUCUUCUUGAGAAGAAAUUCUUUUUAACAUCCAACCAGAAUCUCCCCUGCUGCAACUUGAGGCCAUUCCCUCUCAUCCUAUUGCUAGUCAAGCAGGAAAAGAGACUGAUUCCCCAUCUCACUGCAGCCUCCUUUCAGGUAUUUGUAGAGAGCGAUAAGGUCUCCCCUGAGCCUCCUCUUCUCCAGACUAAACAAUCCCAGUUCCCUCAGCCACUCCCCCAUAAGACUUGUGCUCCAGACCCCUCCCCAGCUUCACUGCCCUUCUCUGGACGUGCUCCAGAGAAUUUCAUGUAAGAACUCUGAGCUGAUUGUUGCAACAGAAAACCAGGAUUUUAGUGUUUUAUGUGAAUGAUAACAUCAGCUCAGCUGCAUGGUUUCAGGGGAGGAUGAGGACUAGUUUAUGAAAUAGAAUAAUUAUGGGGUUGUUGAAUAUGUGUACUUCUGAAGCCUACGUGUUUGUUUUCUGAACAUAGCUGAAAGCUGGAAGAGUUUAUGAGGGAAUUUUUGCCAUGUCAUUGUUCUUAAAUAGCUAUCUGCUAGUAGACACUGUUGGGGAUGAUAUUAAAAGGUUUUCUUAGCUGGGUGUGUUCAUAGCUAAUCUCAUGAUGUCUCUAAAAAAAAAAAAAGCUUAAUUGAACUAUAGAAGUCAGUCAGUUUCAGCAGGUCUAUAGUGCUUCUACUGCUGUUUCACCUAGCCUGCUGGCCUGGGGAGGUGAUAUGGGCUGUGUGGUAUAUGGUACACCUUUGAAAGGUAGAAAGUGAGGCGAUAUUUUAAUGGAGAUGGAAAAUGUAUCUAUAAGGAGCAGCAAUAGUUAAUGUGAUUGUCUGUCACCUUUGCAUGAAGAUGCACAAAAAUCAGGUUCACUGGGCACUUCAUGCUCUUUUACAAAGUGAGGCUACUGGUCAUCUUGAAAAGGUCCUGAAUGAAGAACAAGUAAACAGUGCAUAAGGAAAAAGUUGUAUAUUGGUCAUAGCUAAAAUGUUUAGCAAGACAGAAACAGGGCUAACUGGCAUUAUUCAAGAAAUGUGGAUACAUCUAAAUUGUAAUUGUUGUAUGUUCCCAGUUUCUGUAGGUCUUUGGUCUGUGCUAUCAUUCUUCUGAGAAGGAUAUGGGAAGGUGACUGUUUGGAACUUUUAUAGGCAGCUUGUAUCUGUGUGGAAACCUGAAGUCACAGCCUGGGCAAACUUUGUCUGAAACACAUGAAAAUUAAAAGUGAAUCAGAAAUGUUACUGGAACUCCUUGGUUUAUUACUGAAUUGUUGGGUGCUUGGCUUACGAAAGCAUUGCUAUUCUGUUUGGUAGCAAAUACUGUAGUUUUCUGAAGUGGACUGAGAGACGGUUGGUUCUCUAGUUUUUCCACAAACUAGAGAAUUGAAUUGCUGUGAUUAUGUGCAACCUCCUAAAUGCUUCAUUGUCAGGAAGACAUCAGAUGCUUCCUUUUUGUGUAACUGUUGAGAAGUAGAAAAGUAUAUUUGGAUUUUAUUUGGAAUGUAGGUGUUUAAGUUUGAGAGAAUUGAGAUUCCAAUAUCUCUUCAUGUUGAGUCUUAAUAUCCUGAUAGUAAGGAGAUUAUGCUCAUAUGACUUUUUUUUUGCAAGUUCAAACAAAGCAAAGUCAACAUACUUUGGUUAAAAUUCUCAUUGGAAUACAUGAUAAGGAGCUGAAUUUCUAGAAAUAAAUUUGUUUAACUGAGUGUCAGCUAACAUGAGGACCCUAAAGUGAUGGUUUCUAUGCUUCUUGAACCAGUGAAUUGUUCUUGGUACUUGGUGCCUCCUAAACCACUGGGCCUAAGACAGUAGUAAUGGUAUGGUAUUUUCUGGUGUAUAAUAUUGUUUCUGACUUUAAGCUAUGAGAAACAUCUGUUUUUGUAGGCUACAUUGAAGUAUUAUUUUGUUGGUGGAAAAUGUUAUCCAUUCCGUUAUGCAUUUGAGAACAUAGACGUUUCAUUGUAUGCAAGCUUUACAGUGGUCUCAACAUAGACUGUUUGUAGUUACUGGGUCUUGAGCAUGCUUAUGGUGAUACUGUGGUGUUAAGAAAACUCUGAUAAUUCAGUUUGUGAAAUUUUGCUAUGUUAAAUAGCUUGGUACAGUGGCAUCAAAUUGAUUUUUCAAAUGCUGUGAUUCUCUGGGUAUUUUGAGGAACUACUUGGAUUGGUUUUGUAAAGUUCAGAUUAAAAAUGAGUUCACAAAAAGAUACUUAGUGUUAAAAGAUAGCAUUAAGAAUUGUGUCUGCAAUUAGGUGCUGAAAGUGAGUGGAGUUGCCAAAGGGUUUCUAGCAUCCUUGUUGCUUCACUUCUUUCCUCAGGAUCUAUUUCAUAAUUCUGUUACUUUCAAUUAGACAAGACUAGCUUUCAAUCUGUGGUAUUAAUACAGAUACAAAAUGCAAUGUGUCGUUUUGCUGGUAUUUAAAUUUGUCAGUAGAUCCAUUGGUUCUAAACCACAGUAACAUUUUUCAGAACUUCUGUAUACACUGGAGUGAGCUCCAAACAUUUGCAUGUGAGGGUUUGAAAUCUGAGAAUGGCAGACAUUGACAACAAAGAACAGUCUGAACUUGAUCAACAAGAUAUGGAAGAUGUGGAAGAUGUAGAAGAAGAAGAAACUGGUGAAGAUGCCAACAGCAAAGCUCGGCAGUUGACUGUACAGAUGAUGCAAAAUCCUCAGAUUCUUGCAGCUCUUCAGGAAAGACUUGAUGGUCUGGUAGGAACAUCUACAGGAUAUAUAGAGAGCUUGCCUAAAGUUGUUAAAAGACGUGUGAAUGCCCUCAAGAAUCUUCAAGUUCAGUGUGCACAGAUAGAAGCAAAGUUCUAUGAGGAAGUUCAUGAGCUGGAAAGAAAAUAUGCUGCUCUCUAUCAGCCCUUAUUUGACAAGCGAAGCGAGAUCAUCAAUGCAAUCUAUGAACCUACAGAGGAAGAAUGUGAAUGGAAAGCAGAUGCCGAAGAAGAAAUUUCAGAGGAAAUGAAAGAGAAAGCCAAACUUGAAGAAGAAAAGAAAGAUGAAGAAAAAGAAGACCCUAAAGGAAUUCCUGAAUUUUGGCUGACAGUAUUCAAGAAUGUGGACUUGCUCAGUGAUAUGGUUCAGGAACAUGAUGAACCUAUCCUGAAACACUUAAAAGAUAUAAAAGUGAAAUUCUCAGAAGUUGGACAGCCUAUGAGUUUCACAUUAGAAUUUCACUUUGAACCAAAUGACUACUUCACAAAUGAAGUGUUGACAAAGACGUAUAGAAUGAGAUCAGAGCCAGAUGAUUCUGAUCCCUUUUCCUUUGAUGGACCAGAAAUCAUGGGCUGUACGGGCUGCCAAAUAGACUGGAAAAAAGGCAAGAAUGUUACUUUGAAAACAAUUAAAAAGAAGCAGAAACACAAGGGUCGUGGGACAGUUAGAACAGUGACAAAAACUGUUUCCAAUGAUUCCUUCUUCAACUUCUUUAGUCCCCCUGAAGUUCCUGAAAGUGGAGACCUGGAUGAUGAUGCUGAGGCAAUCCUUGCUGCGGACUUUGAAAUAGGUCAUUUCUUACGUGAGCGUAUAGUCCCCCGAUCAGUAUUGUACUUCACAGGAGAAGCUAUUGAAGAUGAUGAUGAUGAUUAUGAUGAAGAAGGUGAAGAGGCAGAUGAUGAGGAGGGGGAAGAAGAAGCAGAUGAAGAAAAUGAUCCUGAUUUUGACCCAAAAAAGGAUCAAAACCCAGCAGAAUGCAAGCAGCAGUGAAGCAGUGUGUAUGUGGCCUUGAGGAUUACCUGCACUGUAAUAGCCUAAACACAACUAUUAGUUACUUACAGCCUUAUGUUUUGUAUCUUGGUAGAAUUAAGUAACCAAUUUGUUAAAAAAUGGAAUCAAACACAUAAGAACCAGUUUAAAAUGUAGGUUCAAUCUACCUAACAUUUUAACAGUAUAAUUUUCUGCCAAUAUGUAGAUUGCAGUAAAUCCCCUAAAGCAUGAAUGUUAAUUCAUUGCUACAUAGUUUGGUUCUUGUGAAGUCUUUGUCAUGUAGCUAUUAGACUGCAGCUGUGAAGAUUAUCAGAACUGUUAACCGAGACCAAUAUUUGUUUAGAGAAAGCUCUCUCCUGAAGAACCAACCAAAGUAUUUUUCAGCCCAGUAGUCUGAACGGGUUUAAGUCUGCUUGCACUAGCUGUGCCUUCAUUACUUUGUUAUAGAAAUGGCAGUGACUUGUACUAACUAGGAGAUGAUGAUGCAUUUUGAAUUUGACUACUUGAGAAGACUAGUAUAACUUGUUUAAUUUCCAAUGAGACCACAUUAAACAUUCAUAACUGUCAGCUUGUUUAUGCUAUGGGUUUUGUAUUUUAUGUGACAUAGUGAUCUACAAAAGAAACCUAGCCAUCAUAUUAAGGUUAUUGUUUACCACGGGGUGUGAAUAAAACCUAGUAUUUUCAGAA
Molecule: messenger RNA, 6600 nt
Organism: Gallus gallus (chicken)
Lineage: Eukaryota; Metazoa; Chordata; Aves; Galliformes; Phasianidae
Gene: NAP1L1
Product: nucleosome assembly protein 1 like 1
Exons: 15
Coding region: 4732-5913 (393 amino acids)
Biological process (GO): nucleosome assembly
Cellular component (GO): chromatin; nucleus
Molecular function (GO): histone binding; chromatin binding
Source: RefSeq, a predicted model, not a curated record